Echinococcus granulosus is the source of this 849-nucleotide messenger RNA. RefSeq lists its product as hypothetical. The coding region runs from base 1 to 849 and encodes 282 amino acids. The record is from RefSeq and is a predicted model, not a curated record. Lineage: Eukaryota; Metazoa; Platyhelminthes; Cestoda; Cyclophyllidea; Taeniidae. The transcript is spliced from 4 exons.
AUGUCAAGAAGUGGUCGCAUGAAUGUUGCAAAACACUCUCAUGCAGUACAAACGAACAAAUUUGGCGGAACUCCUGUUGCCGCAAUGAAUAUCCAAGGAGAACAUGUGAAACAAUGGGCAAUUAUGGCAAUGGAACACUCGAUGCUACUUCUACUUCUGUGUGUCGACAAGGGUGGCUACCAGUGCUCACACUGGCUGAGGUGUUCUUCUAACUACUUCGUGCUAUCCCACUGUUUAAAUUAUCUGAACUACCAAGCUCUUUUGAAUAACUUUUCUCCUGUGAAGGAAAUCAGGGAAUAUAAGCACCAAUUUUUAGAUGAAAUUGUAAUUUUGUUUAUCCAAGUCACAUCAGCUCUACCCACCUUCUGGAUUCGCAAAUGGCGACACCCACUUCUUCGUGUGUUUUAUGCCAUUUCCCAAAUGCGAAGUUGCCAAAGACUCGAUGUGCUUUAUCAUGGACAACUGAAAAUACAUGCUAGUAAAAUUCGGAACCCCAAAUUCGAGUGCUCAAUCAUUGACAAACGGUAUGAAUUAAUUUCUACACAGAUGGCAUGCACCAUUAUGCACAGGGCACUAUUCAAAAUUGCCUUGUGUUAUUUAGAAAAAACAUCAGAAGGUGUUUGUUCCAUCCUCUCUAGUGAUCCCACUCAAAUUACCAAAAUAGUGAAGUUAAAGUGGCUUCACCACGGACUGAUUGCUAUUGUUGUAAUUUAUGGCUAUUUGAAUGGACCCUUCAGAAACCUAGAAGUGCAUUACAAAAAUUUAGAUAAAGUAGUUUGCCUUCAUGAAACCGAAAGUGCAAUAUGGAAUACAAAUGCAUUUUAUUACAGUGCAUAUUAUAAUACAUAA